UGUUUUGUCGUAUUUUAAACCUGGCGUGAAAUUUUCAGACAAAAUUCGAUAAAAGUAACUAAAAUUUGUACAGUUUCAUUAUAUUAAUUUUGAAUUACUUGGAUUUAGUGAAGUGAAGAGCCAGUUCGGUGUUCUAAACUGUAUCUCCGAAUCUCCAAAAUGAUUGUAACGCUCAAUCUCAGAGAGAAGUAGAAGCCGUAAAUUGAUGCGAGUUAAUCACAGAAUAAUCGGCGCGGCGAUAAGACGCUUCUAUUGAGCGUAUUGAUUUACUAAACUAUCACCCUUUGAAACGGAAGCCAAUCAGUCAAUUGACAAACGCAGCAAUGAAAUUGCAUGGACGGACUGCAGUUUUUAUUCUGUGCAUACUCAUACAAAUCAACAAGAGGAGCGAAAUUACAGCCUGCGGUCAACUUCAAAAUACGCUCAUUCCUCACAUAAGCAAUGCGCACGACACACAUCGUUGGCCUUGGCACGUGGCCAUAUAUCACCAUUUUAGAACUAAGACUACUUAUCAAUGUGGCGGAACUCUUAUCAGUUCAAACUUCAUUAUCACGGCAGCUCACUGUGUUAUGAUCGCACCGGAACGCGUUUCAGUUUCUUUGGGAAGGCUUCGUUUGAAUUCCCAUGAAAGUACCGCUCCGUUGAUGAAGGUUGCUGCAAUAGUUACACAUCCAGAAUACAUCGAAGAUAACAAUGAAAACGACAUCGCAAUUAUUACCCUUGCAACAGAGGCCGUUUUCAACAGCUACGUACAACCGAUCUGCGUGUGGAGGUCAGACAAAAUGGACUUAUACGAAGUGAUAGGCAAAGCUGGUACUGUUGUUGGAUGGGGUCUUACAGAAAAGGGUGAAACAUCGAACGUACUCCAAGAAGCCACUUUGCCAGUCGUGGCGCCCCUUAAAUGUCUUAGGAGCAAUCGUGACUUGUUUGGACGGUUCAUAACGGAAACAAAUUUCUGUGCUGGCAACCUAAACGGCACCAGUGUCUGCUCGGGAGAUAGUGGUGGGUCGAUGACGUUUCAAGAAAAUGGAACGUUUUACAUUCGGGGAAUCGUGUCAGUGGGAGCGAGCAAACUCGACCGAAUUACUAAUCAAAUUGUGUGCGACACGAGUCAGUAUGCAGUGUUCACAGACGUUGCACAGUAUUUACCAUGGAUCACUGAGACAACCAAAUUCGGAACAGAAACACGAGAAUAUAUCCGAGACCCAUGCGUACCAUCACCUUGUGGAGAAAAUGCUGACUGCAAUGAACUCAAUGGAGUGGCGAGAUGCACUUGCGUUCCCUCAUACAUUGGUGAUGCUUAUACAACUGGAUGUCGUCCUCCGAAAUGUAAAUCAAGUGAUGAUUGUCCGAGUGAUUUAGCUUGUAUCAAUCAGCAUUGUAACGAUCCGUGCAGUGAAUUUUGUGGAGUUGGAGCUAGGUGUCGCGUUGUAGAACACAAUCCCAUUUGCACCUGUGCGGAUAAUUAUACUGGCGAUCCGUUCAAUCAAUGUGUACAGAAGAGUGAGCAAACGGUUGAACAAUGCACAGCUCGCUCUGGUGAGCCAGGUGAAUGUGUAAAAAUAACUGAAUGCAUUCCCAUUCAAAACGACAUUCGCAAGCAAAUUGUAAGCCACGUCGUAUGCGGAUAUGAUGGACAUUUACAGAUUGUUUGCUGUCCGAUCGCUGCGCAACCGGUGGCUACAACAACAAAUCGACCGAUUUCAGAUCGCAUCAGUGCAAGAAAAUGUGACGAGUACAAUGAAUUUUCGUACAAUAAGAUUUCUGUAUCGAGACCACCAGUCGAAAUGAAAGUGUCGAACUGUGCACAUAUAGCGACGCCAUUAAUUUUGGGAGGUACAGAAGCGAAACUGCGAGAAUUCCCUCACAUGGCUUUGAUCGGAUUUGGAGAUGAUGACGGAACCAUUUAUUGGGACUGCGGCGGUACGCUUGUCAGCGAACAAUUCGUUCUCAGUGCGGCUCAAUGCAUCAAUUCAUUGUCCUAUGGCCCUGCCAAGUACGUCCGACUAGGGGAGCACGACAAAAACCGUGUAGACGAUGGCACAGUGAUUGACCUUCGAAUAAUAGAGAGUAUUCCACAUCCUGAUUUCCAUUAUCCCAUACGGUACAACGACAUCUGCUUACAUAAGCUGGAACGUAGAGUCAAACUAAGUGGGUCCAUUCGACCGGCAUGUCUCCCGCAGGCAUGGGCUGUACCCACCAAAACUGCUAUCGCAUCGGGAUGGGGAGUUGUCGCUUGGAGAGGAGAGCAAAGCAGUGUGCUGAGAAAAGUCGUUCUCGACAUGUUUUCGCAGAGUGAAUGCAACAGCACUUAUAGCGACAACAUCAAUCGAAAACUUAACAGAGGGAUAGUGGAAGAAACUCAAGUUUGUGCGGGUUCGCAUACUGAAGAAAAGGACACUUGCCAAGGUGAUUCUGGCGGACCUCUGCAAAUUUUUCAUCCAACUGUAUCAUGCAGCUACGUUGUCGUUGGUAUAGCAUCGUUCGGAAAGGCCUGCGGCACGAUUGGAAUUCCUGGCGUUUAUACUCGAGUUUUUGCCUACUUGAAUUGGAUUGAAAAAAUUGUCUGGCCUGAUCAGUAAAUUGUAGCCUACGGACUUUCAGUUUUACAAUAAAUGCGUUUAGUAACUAA
Molecule: messenger RNA, 2632 nt
Organism: Bradysia coprophila
Lineage: Eukaryota; Metazoa; Arthropoda; Insecta; Diptera; Sciaridae
Product: ovochymase-1-like
Biological process (GO): proteolysis
Molecular function (GO): serine-type endopeptidase activity
Source: RefSeq, a predicted model, not a curated record